This is a messenger RNA of Choloepus didactylus (southern two-toed sloth), 293 nucleotides long. Its product is annotated as short coiled-coil protein-like. The record is from RefSeq and is a predicted model, not a curated record. Gene Ontology annotation, cellular component: trans-Golgi network. NCBI's taxonomy places the organism in Eukaryota, Metazoa, Chordata, Mammalia, Pilosa, Megalonychidae. The coding region runs from base 45 to 293 and encodes 82 amino acids. The transcript has a single exon.
UCAAGGGUUUUGUAUCUGAGGCCCAAAAGUUUUUUUUACCCAAGAUGAUGAAUGCUGACAUGGAUGCUGUUGAUGCUGAAAAUCAGGUGGAACUAGAGGAAAAAACACAGCUUAUUAAUCAAUUGUUGGAAUUCGAAUACACACUUGAAGAUCUCUCAGCAAGAGUAGAUGCAGUUAAGCAAGAAAAUCUGAAGCUAAAAUCAGAAAACCAAGUUUGUGGACAAUAUAUAGAAAACCUCUCAUCAGCUUCUAGUAUUUUUCAAACAACUGACACAAAAAGCAAAAGAAAGUAA